This is a messenger RNA of Capsicum annuum, 1443 nucleotides long. Its product is annotated as rac-like GTP-binding protein 5. The record is from RefSeq and is a predicted model, not a curated record. Gene Ontology annotation, molecular function: GTPase activity; GTP binding; protein kinase binding. Gene Ontology annotation, cellular component: nucleus; cytoplasmic vesicle; cell cortex. Bases 462 to 1058 code for a protein of 198 amino acids. Lineage: Eukaryota; Viridiplantae; Streptophyta; Magnoliopsida; Solanales; Solanaceae. The transcript is spliced from 8 exons. Gene Ontology annotation, biological process: regulation of actin cytoskeleton organization; actin filament organization; regulation of cell shape.
CUCGGAUUUCAACCUUUAGGACAUGAUUUUUUUUUUUUAUUAUUAUUAAAAACAUCUCAUCCAAAAAUUAACCAAUCGUACACCGGGUGAGAAAACAAAAAAAGAAAUCGAGUAUUUAAAUAUAGGAUUAUUUUAAAUAAAAUUGGUUUGAAAAAAUGAAAAAUAAAAAUAAUCCAAAGUGUAUGUGGCAAAAAAAUAUAGGUUGAUAUAAGUGGCAUCGCAAAGCGAAAAAUAGCUGGCUUAAAGCUGUCCUUUUUUAUUUACACAUAAAAAAAAAUUUCUGAGUUUUUCUUCAUUUCCAUUUUCUGCUAUCUUCUUAACUCUCUCUGCUCAUAUCCAUUAAAUUUUAUCCCUUGAACUCCAUUCAUAUUAAUCAUCACUUGUAUGUAAUAAAGGUGGAAGAGAAAGUAGAGAUUUUGGGGAGAUAAAAGAAGAAGAAGGUGAAGGAGUUGCUGUGAAGAAUGAGUGCUUCUAGGUUCAUAAAGUGUGUUACUGUGGGUGAUGGAGCUGUGGGUAAAACUUGUCUGCUCAUCUCAUAUACCAGCAACACUUUUCCCACUGAUUAUGUCCCAACAGUAUUUGACAAUUUUAGUGCUAAUGUGGUUGUUGAUGGGAGCACUGUUAAUCUGGGUCUCUGGGAUACCGCAGGUCAGGAGGAUUACAAUAGAUUAAGACCAUUGAGCUAUCGUGGGGCAGAUGUAUUUAUACUGGCAUUUUCUCUCAUUAGCAAGGCGAGCUAUGAAAAUGUCUCUAAAAAAUGGAUUCCUGAAUUGAGGCAUUAUGCUCCUGGAGUUCCAAUUAUUCUUGUUGGAACAAAGCUUGAUCUCCGAGAGGAUAAGCAGUUCUUUGUCGACCAUCCAGGUGCCGUUCCGCUUACCACAGCUCAGGGUGAGGAGCUGAGAAAGUCGAUUGGUGCUGCUGCUUACAUUGAAUGUAGUGCAAAAACACAACAGAAUAUUAAGGCUGUUUUUGAUGCUGCCAUUAAGGUGGUACUACAACCACCCAAGCAAAAGAAGAAGAAGAAGAGAAAGGGUCAGAAAGCCUGCUCUAUCUUGUGAUUGCUUAAAAACAUUAGCUGGGUGAAGGAGAUGUAGAUUGAUGAUUAUCAAAGUCUUCCAUGUUCAGAAAAAUGCAACGUAAGGUUCAAUAUUGUUAGUCUUGACUGACUAUAACCGGAAAGCAUCAACCUUCAAUUGUCUGUAUGAUUGAUUAUAGGCCGGGAUGAAUAUUUGUGAUCCAAAGUAUGGUUGGGGGUUACAAAUGUGCAAAAAUCAUCUCAGUUCGUUUUAAAUCUGUAAAAUCUAUUACCAUAUGUAGUAACAUUAGUAUGAUGAUUUCUUGUCUUUGCAUCUGUUAUAUGUACGUAGUUAUGUACCUGAACAUAUUGAUUUAGGUUGUUCAAGAAGUUGGAUUUGCUAUUGUCAUUGUUUUGAAACAUAAAAA